Messenger RNA from Ambispora gerdemannii, 1722 nucleotides. Lineage: Eukaryota; Fungi; Glomeromycota; Glomeromycetes; Archaeosporales; Ambisporaceae. The record is from the annotation of a GenBank genome assembly.
AUGACAAGACACAGUAUUGAUCCAAGUUUUUUGAAUACAUCAGAAGAUAAGCUGUCAUGCAUCGAAUUAGACUUUUCGGAAGAAAGGGUUUCAUUUAUCGAGAGUAUACUAAUAGAGAAAAGUGAAACAACGUCUAUAACAUUCACCGAAGACAUUUCAAAUUUACGUAAAGUUACUGACAAAAUUCCAACAGCAUGUCGAGUUGUAAUAUUUUGCGAAUUUUGCGAUCGAUUCACACUUUUUGGAAUAAUGGCCAUACUCCAAAAUUAUAUUCAGUUUCCUUUACCCACUAAUGGUAGUCAACAACCAGGCGUUAUGGGUAAAGGGGAAAAAGUCGCAACAGCAUUAACACUAUUUUUCAGUUUUAUAACUUACUCAACAUUGAUAGUUGGCGCAGUGAUUGCCGAUGUCUAUUGGGGAAAAUACAAGACGAUAAUUGUAUUUGGAAUUAUUUAUGCUUUAGGACCAUUCAUCCUAACAAUAACCUCAAUUCCUCAGCUACUAGACACCAGUGCACCAUUCGUGGGCUUAAUUGUUGCCAUUUUGUUGAUGGGACUUGGACGUGGGGGUGUAAAGUCCAAUUAUACGGUAGCGGCUGCAGAGCAAUAUCCUCAUAAAGAACCAUACAUAAAAACAUUGGAAACUGGGGAAAGAGUCAUAGUCGAUCCAGAAAUAACUAUUCAAUCGAUCUUUAAUUGGCUAUAUGUGCUGACAAGUCUCGGAAUGCUUUCACCAUUUAUUACAACUCCCGUAGAGAAAUUUCAUUCUUUUUGGCUGGCGUAUUUAAUAUGUUUUGUGGUUUUCCUUCUUUCGAACUUGGUUUUCUAUUUUAAAAACAAAGAAUUCAACAAAAUUCCUCCUAAUGGAUCCAUAUUUGUCGAUGCCUUCAAAAUAUUUUCGAUUACUUUGAGAAGUCAAUCACGUAGUUUGGAUUCGGCAAAACCGUCAAAUAUGAAUACCGCUCAGUUAAGUGAGUACCAUGUAAAGUGGGAUGACAAUUUUGUGGAUGAUCUGAAAAAAGGGUUGCAAGCCUGUAGUCUCUUCUUGUUUUAUCCGACCUACUGGGCAGCAUGGAGUCAAUCACGUACAAAUAUGAUUUCUCAAGGGGCGACGAUGCGAUCCGAGAAUAUGCCAAACGAUUUAAUGACCAAUAUCGUUCCGUUGGCGGCGGGCAUUGUUUCUAUUAUUGUGGAUAAACUCUUUUAUCCAACACUGCGUAAACACGGCGUAUCACUUUUACCAACUUCUAAAAUAUUUAUUGGAUUUGUUUUUAUGGCUUUGGCAAUGGUGUAUUGUGCAGUGCUUCAAUUGUUUAUAUAUAGAACAGGUCCAUGUUAUGAACACACACUUUGUAUUAUUGAUGGUAAAAUGGUUCCAAAUGACAUUAGUAUUUGGUGGCAAACACCUGGUUAUUUUAUGAUCGCGGUUUCUGAAGUUUUCGUCUACAUAACUGCACUUGAAUAUGCAUAUCAUAAGGCACCGAAGUCGAUGGAGUCAAUCGUCACCGCUUUGUUCUUUACAACUGAUGGUGUUGGAUCAGCCUUAGGACUCAUCAUGGUGCCAUUUUCGCAUGAUCCUUAUACAAUCUACGCUUAUAUAACUAUGUCGGUAAUAACUUGCGUCGCCGGAACAUUAUUAGUAAUGCUGUUUCGUAGAUAUGAUAUUGAGUCAUCUUCUGCUGUGAAAAACAAUUCAGCAACUGAGGGUUGCACAUUUUUGUAA